UUCAUUUUUUUCUCUCGGGCGCGUACAAGGAGCUCUUUAAGCCCUGGUACAGACACACAGAGCAAGCAUUCAUACUCGGGCGGCGCGAGCGAGGGGGCUGGGGAGCGAGCGUCACUUUGGAAACUCGGACGGGAACUCACGGAUUCUCGUGCUAAACCGACGACCUCCUUUUCCUCAUUACUGAAGUCCUCGCUGUUGGAUCUCGAUCGCGGGAUAAACGGAGGAGAGAAGGAAGGUGUAGUCAGGAGGGAAGUAAGAGCGGGUGAGUUUGGCGGAGAGAGUUGCGCAAUAGCAGGUAAACUGGGGUCCAAGGUGCGCAUCGAGCCGCCUAUGAUACCAACAACACGGAUGGAAAGAACUUUAAUGUGGAAUCCUCACAGAGUUUUGCAACGGAGGCUGAGAGUAGAGACAGACUGGCAGUUUAUAUUAUAACUUAGAUGAGGCCAGAGAGACAGCCGACCCUCCGUGCGUAAACUGCAGAGCUACACAGAAACAAGAACCAGACAGGUAGAGCUGAGCAUUUAAGAACAGCUUUUUACAUCCUCUGCGCGCCUGGAGGCUUGUGUGAAGGACGAUGUCCAGAGAGGAGCAGAGCUUUUCAGAGGUUGAGCUCAGCCCAGGGAUGUCUGACGACAGCCGCUCCCUGUCACCGGGUCAUUCCUCCGGGGCCGCUGUUGCUGGGGACUCGCCUCUCCACGGGCAGCAGCAUCAGCCGCAGCUGGUCGGGCUGGACGACGCGUCGGCGGGUUGCUCCUCCGUCAAAUCCGACGACGAGGAUGACCGCUUCCCCGCGGGAAUCCGCGACGCUGUGAGCCAGGUGCUCAAGUGCUACGACUGGACCCUCGUGCCCAUGCCCGUUCGCGUAAGCAGCGGAAGCAAGAACAAACAGCACGUGAAGAGGCCAAUGAACGCCUUCAUGGUGUGGGCUCAGGCGGCGCGGAGGAAACUGGCCGACCAACACCCGCACCUGCACAACGCGGAGCUCAGCAAGACCCUGGGGAAGCUCUGGAGGCUUCUUAAUGAGAGUGACAAGCGACCCUUCAUUGAGGAGGCAGAGAGGCUGAGGAAGCAGCACAAAAAGGACUACCCUGACUACAAGUAUCAGCCGCGACGCCGCAAGAAUGGGAAGAUUGGUUCUGGGUCAGGAAGCGAGGCUGAAGGCCAUUUGGAGGGUCAGAGCCACAGUCCUCCAACACCUCCCACUACUCCCAAGACCGAGCCUCAGUCUGCAAAGGCAGGAGAUGGUAAGAGGGAGGGAGCCGGGAACGGGACUUCUCGUGGUACAAUGGGAGCGGAAGGAAGCUCAGGUGCUGCGGGGUCUGGGAAACCUCAUAUCGACUUUGGUAACGUGGACAUUGGUGAGAUGAGUCAUGAGGUAAUGGCUAAUAUGGAGCCGUUUGAUGUCAAUGAGUUUGAUCAGUACCUUCCCCCUAAUGGGCACCCAGGGGUUGGGCCGAGUGCGGGGGCUGCAGGAACCACAACAGCUACUCCGGCCUCUCCGUACGCCUAUGGGAUCUCCUCAGCUCUGGCAGCGGCCAGUGGACACUCAGCAGCCUGGCUCUCCAAGCAGCAGCAGCAGCCACCACAGCAACACCAUGGCUCCCCUCUGAGCUCAGAUCCCUCCAAAGCCCAGAUUAAGAGUGAGGCUGGAGGUGCUGCGGGUCACUUUGUGGAAGCAGCUUCAGCAGGUUCCCACGUCACUUACACCCCCCUCAGCCUUCCUCACUACAGCUCUGCCUUCCCCUCGUUGGCCUCAAGAGCUCAGUUUGCAGAAUACGCCGACCACCAGGGCUCGGGGUCAUACUACGCCCAUUCGAGCCAGGCUCCGGGGUUGUACUCCGCCUUUUCUUACAUGGGGCCUUCCCAGAGGCCUUUGUACACUGCCAUCACUGACUCAGCCAGCGUAUCGCAGUCGCACAGCCCCACACACUGGGAACAGCCUGUCUACACAACUCUGUCGCGGCCAUGACAGAUAACGAGACCAGAGCGUGCCGGUGCAGGUUCAGCCCCAACGUCAGACCAGAGGAGCAGAGGCAGCAGCAGCAGCAAGAGUCGCGCUGGUGGUGUCAGAGUGGAACGAGAUCUGGUCUGGGGGGAGCGGGCAGGCACUGGGGGAUGCGUCUGGGGAGGCAGAAGGGGGGAAACACCCUUCUGCUCUUGCCCAGACGAAAACAUGCUGUCACAGCCUGAGGAUGAGCUUGGAGCGUGGUGCUUUUGAGGAGCGGUCGAUCAUUUGCGGCACUCGGUGGAGGAGUCAGAGUGCAAUACAUCGAUAAUGCAAAUAAGUAAAAUAAAAUAAAAAUCACCCAACGCCACCAGCAGCACCACAGCAAAGCCUUUGGCACUUCUGGCUGUGUUCAUGGGUGGUAUGAGAUCACGUACUUGUCAGCGUGUAUCGCAGCAGUCCACAACGCCACGGGCAAACGGAGGGGUCAGAGGUGACAGGGACACAGCGAGAAAAAAGCAAGACUUCGAUCUGUGAGCGCGACAAAGGAGACAAAUUCAUUUUACCCGAGAUGUUUGUUUUAACGCCAGGAGAACGGAGUGCCAAACUAUUUGCCGGCGUUUCACUUCUCAGGCUUGACUGACCUUUUGUCAAACAAACGUUAGCCUUGUAUUCCUUUCGAAAGUCAACACAACAAAUACUCAUGACAUACUGUCCUCUCAGAGCCACAGUCGUCCCUUUUUGAAUACAAUUUGUUUAUGCUGUGUUCACUUAAAAUGCCUUUGUACACUCGACAAAUGGGCACGGAGGGGAAAAAAUGCCAUAAAUCCAUGCUGUGCUUUUGUUAACUGAAGUGUAUAUUUAGCUUAUUGGGUGUACUUGAAGUUGCAAAUGUACUUAUGUCGAUACACACAAACAUGACCAAAGUUUUGAGACCAAAACCUGUACUUUUUAUAAAGAAGAAACUGUUCUUUUAAAAGAAAGUUUCUCCCAACAUAACAUUCAAAGCUACCUUACAUUUUGUGGCCAAUUAGUGUUUUGUUUUUUUGUUUUUUUUCUUAGCUUUGACUCAAUUCAAAAUGCAAUCGUGUCAAAAACUUCCUUUAAGUUUGUAGCACAAAGGCACUGACUCACGAUGAAAGGCAGUUCUAUUCAUCUGCUGAUAAUCCAUUAUCACUCAGUGUUUCAUGACAAAAUCCUUAACAGAAACGUACUUGUUGUUUUAACAACGUGCUGUGUUGACUGUACUGUUUAAAAUGACUUUUUGCCAUUGUUAUCCACUGAAGGUCUACAGCAGUGCCUUUGUCUGUUGUUUUGUUUGGUUGAGUGUGAGACAAAAUGAUCUUUUGAUUAUAGUUUAAAAAGUUACAUUGUAAAUAAUGCCAACACUGAGAAACAAUUUCCAGGCACUGAAUGUUUUAACGCAGCCUGAUGUCAAAUAGAAAAUGUGCCUUGUCCUUAUUAUGACUUUACUACUAACAGCUUUUGUAUCAGUACUUACCUUUUGAUGAUUACUUACCAUCUUUAUUUACACGUUAUACCUGUUAUUUCUCUUCCCUACAUCCCGCAUUCUUCUUCACUGCUUCUCAAAUAUAUCUGCAUUUUAAAUAUCUUAACCUAUAUCUGCAAAAGAGCUAAACUGAAUUUCUUUGUUUUAUACGUAAUGUAUAUCGGUACUGCACACAUGUGGACCAUAUGCAUGCACCACAGCUCAGGCAGAGCUCAAAGUCAGUUUUACUUUAACCAAUUACCUCCAGCAUAAGAGUUAAGCUUACAUUCUCAUUGCUACUAUAUAUGUGUGUGUGUGAGCUAUGGGUAAUGUUUUUAAUUCCACAUUUAUUUAUGAUUUGGUUUCAUGUUUGCGUGCACAUCCUUUCCCUCAAUUUCUCAUUUGAGCAUUUCACAUUUCUUGUGUAACUGCGUCUGAAUAACAGCAGGUGUGAAAGCCUGAACACGAUGAUGAUGAUGACUUUGUAUUCUGACGUGAAAUAAAGCUUUGUUAUUUCUGCUUGAAAA
Haplochromis burtoni (Burton's mouthbrooder) is the source of this 3961-nucleotide messenger RNA. It is a transcript of the gene sox10, whose product is annotated as SRY-box transcription factor 10. NCBI's taxonomy places the organism in Eukaryota, Metazoa, Chordata, Actinopteri, Cichliformes, Cichlidae. Gene Ontology annotation, molecular function: DNA-binding transcription factor activity, RNA polymerase II-specific; RNA polymerase II cis-regulatory region sequence-specific DNA binding. Gene Ontology annotation, cellular component: nucleus. The transcript has 4 exons. Bases 575 to 1969 code for a protein of 464 amino acids. Gene Ontology annotation, biological process: peripheral nervous system development; neural crest cell migration; morphogenesis of an epithelium. The record is from RefSeq and is a predicted model, not a curated record.